Messenger RNA from Camelina sativa (false flax), 1146 nucleotides. NCBI's taxonomy places the organism in Eukaryota, Viridiplantae, Streptophyta, Magnoliopsida, Brassicales, Brassicaceae. The record is from RefSeq and is a predicted model, not a curated record.
AUGGGGGCUGUCCUGAAAGACAAUGGAGGAGUGUUUUUUGUAUACGGAUUUGGUGGAACAGGAAAAACAAUUAUGUGGAAAACUUUGUCUGCUGUUGUUAGAUAUAGGGGAUUGAUAGCAGUUAAUGUAGCAUCAAGCGAUAUUGCUUCUUUGUUGUUGGAAGGUGGGAGGACUGGACAUUCAAGGUUCUGUAUCCCUAUUAACCCUGAUGAUUUUAUAAUGUGUAAUAUCAAUCCUAAUUCAGAUCUUGCUAACAUGUUGAAAGAAACUUCUCUUAUCAUAUGGGAUGAAGCACCCAUGAUGAGCAGAUAUUGUUUUGAGAAUUUGGAUAGAAGUUUGUCAAAUAAUAUGAGAAACAAAGAUAAUAAGCCAUUUGGUGGAAAGGUUGUUGUCUUUGGAGGUGAUUUCAGACAAGUUCUCCCAGUUAUCAACGGUGCUGGUUCUAACGUUGACAAAGAACAUGCGUCAAAUGUAAUGUCGGAGAGGGAAGCAGAAAGUAUCAAGGAGUUUUCUGAUUGGAUAUUAGCUGUUGGUGAUGGGAAAAUUGCUGAGCCAAAUGAUGGGGAAGCUCUAAUUGAUAUUCCAGAUGAAUUUGUAAUCAAAAAUGUUGAUGAUCCUAUCGAUGCUAUAAGUAGAGCCGUUUCUGAGUUUUUGAAUAGUAUCAGACUAUCUGGAUUGCCAAACCAUAUGCUACAGCUCAAGAUAGGUGCUCAUGUUAUGUUAUUGAGGAUUAUUGAUCCUAAAGGUGGUUUAUGCAACAAUACUAGAUUGAAGAUUACUCAGAUGGGGAACAAUGUUCUAGAAGCUUGCGUUAUUAUAGGGGAUAGAGUUGGAGACAAAGUUUUGAUUCCAAAGGUCAUGAUAAAACCAUCGGACACUAAGUUGCCUUUCAGGAUGAGGAGAAGUGAAUUUCCAUUGGUUGUGGCUUUUGCAAUGACUAUCAACAAGAGUCAAGGACAAUCACUAGAAGAAGUUGGAUUGUUUCUUCCUCGACCUGUAUUUUCUCAUGGACAGCUAUACGUAGCGUUGUUAAAGGUCACAUCUAAGAAGGGUUUAAGAGUUUUUAUAGUGGAUAAAGAAGGGGAGCCCAAGACGCAAACAAUGAAUGUUGUCUUCAAGGAAAUAUUUCAGAAUCUUUGGGAAUAA